Solea solea (common sole) is the source of this 2965-nucleotide messenger RNA. RefSeq names its product B-cell receptor CD22-like. NCBI's taxonomy places the organism in Eukaryota, Metazoa, Chordata, Actinopteri, Pleuronectiformes, Soleidae. The coding region runs from base 52 to 1851 and encodes 599 amino acids. The record is from RefSeq and is a predicted model, not a curated record. The transcript has 11 exons.
AUUUUACUGCCAGUGACUUUAUAGUAAUCAACUUGUUAUAGGCUCAGGUCAAUGAUGGGAUAUUUCAUUCUGAUGAUUCUUGUUCUUGCGCCAGGUGUUUGGAGUGGAGAUUGGUGGCUGUCCUUAGAGAGUCAGUGUGCUUUAAAGGGCACAUCAGUAGUUAUAAAGUGUGACUAUUACCCUUUUGGUUAUACUGUCACCGAGGUGCACUGGUUAAAACGGUCUGUAGCCAGUCAGCUGAAGCCAGUUCCCCUCUCUGAUCUACCUUCACCUCCAGACUUUGAAUAUGUGGGCAACAUACGUGGCGACUGUGACCUGAAGAUCAAUAACGUCCGACCCAUGGAUGAAGGACGGUACUAUUUCAGUUUUGUGACAACGCGCGACACAUGGAGUAGUAGAUACCCAGCUUAUUUGACUGUGCGAGAGUUGACCGCCAUCGUGAAGCCGACCACUGUGUCAGAAGGAUAUAAUGUCCGACUGAUCUGCGAGUCAGGCUGCCCUUCACGUAUAGGCAUUGUCUGGUUCAGAGAUGGACAAAGAGUGUCAGAACCAGAGUUCUGGGCCAGAAGAGAGGAUGCUGGGACGUACCAGUGUGCCGUCUAUGGACAAGAGAACGCCAGAUCUGCCUCUGUGGCUCUGAAUGUUCACUAUGCUCCCAAGAAUGUGACACUGUCCAUAAGUUCACCAGCAGACAUCGUCAGAGGAAGUUCAGUGACCUUCUCCUGCAGCUGUGAAGCAAACCCACCUGUGACACACAAAGGAUACAGUCUGUACAAGGACGGACAGUGGGUCAGUUUAGGACAGACCCACACCAUCAUUGAUAUGCAGCCCAGUCACAGUGGACUGUACCACUGUCAAGCAAGGAACAACAUCAGCUGGAUGGGCAUUUACAUGGUCAAAUCAACUGAGAUUCACCUUGAUGUCCAGUAUGCUCCCAAGAAAGUGACACUGUCCAUAAGUUCACCAGCAAACAUCAUCAGAGGGAGUUCAGUGACCUUCUCUUGCAGCUGUGAAGCAAACCCACCUGUGACACGCGAAGGAUACAGUCUGUAUAAGGACGGACAGUUGGUCAGUUUAGGACAGACCCACACCAUCUUUGAUAUGCAGCCCAGUCACAGUGGACUGUACCACUGUCGAGCAAGGAACAGCAUCAGCUGGAUGGGCAUUGACACGGUCAAAUCGACUGAGAUUCACCUUGAUGUCCAGCAUGAGCCCAUGAAAGUUUCAGGUUCAGUGGAGCCACAACAAGUCGCUGAGGGCGGCAGUGUGAAUCUGACCUGCAGCAGUGUGGCUAAUCCUGCAGCAGACAACUACACCUGGUACAGGAGGAGGACACAUUCAGCCAACUCCAACUCUAUUCUCCAGGUGGGCUCAGGACAGAUGCUGUCUCUUCACUCUGUGGAGGCUUCUCACUCUGGACUGUACUUCUGCCAGGCCAGGAACAGUGUGGGGGAGAACAACUCAACUGAGGUGCUUCUCACCGUGGAGACAAUGAAUCAAGGCAGCCAGUCCCACCUAAUCAUAGCGGGACUCAUUGUUAUGGUGGCUCUUGUGACAGCUCUUCUUCUGUUCUGGAAGAAACUAAGAGCGCAAAACGCUGUGUCUGGCUCCAGAGUAAAUGGCUUGAGCUCUUCAGUCAGAGAAGAUCAGCUCGACACCAUUUAUGCCAACAUCACAGUUCCAUCCGCUCCCCCUCUUACCCCAAGUUCUGACGAAGCUGACGUGAUCUACUCGACUGUGACCAUCAAACACAAAGCAACUAAUGUUACACCUCACAUUAAGUCCAAAGCAGAAGCAGAGGAGGAGAAUUCUGUGAUCUAUGCUGCUGUGGCUAAAUCCAGAGGAUCCUGAUCUUAACACAAUAGUGGACAGGAAACAACCAUUUUUGUUCAAAUUGUGAAAGAGUGGUUCAGGGAGCAUGAGACAUCAUUUUCACACAUGGAUUGGUGUCACGACCGAACAAGGAUUUGAACCCAAUAGCACGACUCAGAGACAACUUCAAAAAGUAUCACAAUUUAUUGCACAAAGUAUCAAACAAUAAUCACUCUCCAAGGAGGAAAAGUAACAACAGAAAAUCACUCUAUCGAGGAAUCACUAAAUAAGCAAAAGGGCAAAAAUAACAAAUUAUAAUGGGAGGAGACAAAAGGUUUGGGCAAAGUGUCACUCUUCACAGGGAAAAACUCAGAAGGCUCAAAAAAGCAAGACAAAGUCGCACAUAAGAAAUAAAAAUCCUGACAAACAAUUUACGUGGCAUUGGCUAUAUAUGCACUCACACCCGCCCAAGGUAAUGGGGAACAGGUGGAAACAAUCAGGGCGGGGACGAUAAUCAGACUGGCGGGACACCCACAGGGGAAGGGCAAGUUAUCUGAAACAAGAGGAAAGAGAGAUGUCAAAGUAAAACAGGAAGUCACGAGACCACAGAUACAAGACAAAACUAAAUAUAACUUAACACAACUUCCUAGAUAUGACAAUUGGCCACAGAGUCCAUACCUUAACCCCAUUGAGCAUCUUUGGGAUGUGCUGGAGAAGGCUUUGCUCAGUGGCCCGACAUCAUCAAUACAAGAGCUUGGUGAAAAAUCAAUGCAACACUGGACGGAAAUAAAUCUUGUGACAUUGCAGCAGCUUAUGGAAACAAUGCCACAGUGAAUGAGUGCCGUAAUCAAAGCUAAAGGCGGUCCAAUGAUGUGACCCUUUUUGCCGGGACCUCCUUGGUUCCCUAUUUUUGUCUAAAUGACAACCUUCGUUAAAUAAAUGAAAAUUUUCUGGUGAGACUUCGUCGUGGCGUCCCUUGUGUGGUCUCCUGCGAGCCAUGCUUCAUCUUUAAAAGGAGGCCGUAACAGGUGGCGACUUUUUUUUUGGCCAGGUAGUGUAUAACAAUAGUCUUGUCAUUUUUAGACAUUUUCAUGAAGAAAUAUUACAUAUGAUGUCUUUCAUACUUUCAUAAAUUCUAAAGUCUAAAAUAACG